AUGCAGCUCUUCCAGCAGCUGGGGGAGGCCCUGGAGCGACUCUCGAGUGGCCAGUGUGCGUGGAACGAUCUCACCAAGGCCGAGAUCAGGAACCUGGCAGAGUUCAAUGAAGAGCCGAAGUCUGCCAUCGAGGGCCUCGAAGGCUUAGCCCUUGAGUACACAUGGCAGGAACUGCACCAGGCGACUGACGGCUUUUCGACGGCUCGCCAGUUGGGUUCAGGUGCCAGUGGUACAGUCUACCAUGCUACACUGUGCGAGGGCACAGAAGCGGCUGUGAAGGUGCUGGAUGCACCAUUGCGAGGGGGGUUUGAAGACGAAGUUCGUCUCCUGUCCAGAUGCAGGCAUCCAAAUGUAGUGAUGCUCCUGGGAUUUGCUGAAGAAAGUCUUUGCAGCGUUUUUCGACAUCGUCGCUGUGCUUUGGUUUAUGAGCUUCUGCAUGGUGGUGAUCUUUAUCGAAGGCUGCAGGCAUCCAAAGCUUACUUAUGGCAUGAACGACUGCGGACGGCCACAGAAGUUUGCCGUGGCUUGGCCCAUCUGCACAAGCACCGGCCCAAAAUCUUCCACCGUGACAUCAAGAGCCAAAACAUCCUCUUCAGCAGUGAUGGCACGGCAAAGAUAGCGGACUUCGGAUUGGCAUGUAUGGCCGCAGACAACGAUGUUCACGAGAUGGCGACAUCGCAAGUUGCUGGCACGGUGGGUUAUUCUGACCCGUUGUACACAAGGACGGGCGUGAUGUCAGAGUCUAGCGAGUGCUACUCCUUCGGGCAGGUUCUCAUUGAAAUCCUGGUUGGCCGCCCACCUGCCGUUUUGGCACAAGACGGCCACAGCUGUGUUUUUCUGAGCGAUGAGCUGCGGCCUAGGGAGGAGCCAUCUGCACCAUCCUGCAUUAGCACUGAAAUCCCAGGCUUUGCAUUCAUGAGGAUGCUGACCGCCGUCCAACAUUCCUCGAGGCCACAGAUAUGCUCAGAGACCUUACUGCUGCGGCAUUUGCGCAAGAAGCAGAUCAGGAGAGUUGCAACCUAUGAAGGCAUGGCAAUGGAUGUUCUGUUUCCGCAGGACAGCGUUGGUCGAGAUCCGACCGAGCAGCCCGAAAUAUGUCAUCAUGCUGUCCCGUUGGUUAGAGCUCAUGGCAUCCUCGAGCCGGGCAGGGAAGAUUCAACAGCAGCUUGCCUGGGCUCACCGGAAAAUGCUUUGAGGCAGCCCGAGCUUCCCCAGCUUGAGUCUGCGGAGGUCUUGGGCCAUUUCCUCCAGCAUGCCCAGCAUGCCCAGCAACUUUCACCCGCGCCGGCCCAGAUCCUGUCCCCGUCUCCCAACUAUGCACAUGCAAAGCAGGCUAGCUUGCACCAUGCGCAGUUGCAAGUCCAGCACAGACAAUCCCCUGUGCCUGUGCAACACCAGCAAACACAAGCUUUGUCACCAGGUGCCGUCAUGCAACUGUCCCCGACUGCUGUGCAGGUAGCGGCGUGCCCUCGCCCCAUAAAUCGGCGGCUCCUGCUCUGGUCGGAGAUCGACAGCCUCCAGGUUCUUGUCGCAUUUCUGGAAGGGCGUGUUUUGGUUUUGAUACGGAUGACCAUGUCUGCCGCAAUUUUCGCUGCUGCCUGCGUUGGUGACACUGCCGCUCUGCAGGUGCUGAAGAAGCUUCUGAACUGCGGCACCGAGGAAGCACGAACGCCGUCCCUGAAUGUUAUUGCUGAGCAGGCAGCGGCUGGGGCUGGCGAUGCCGGGCAGAGCAUCGGCCUUCGCACAAUUUCGCAGAGUUUUUUCGAGCGAGAUGCCCACGGGCCGGCAGAUGCUAAAGAAAGCACGGCGGCCAGCGAUGUGCAAAAAUCGGGCCAAGUAGCAAAUGCUGCUGACGCACGAGCAGAAGGGGAUGCAGAGCUGCCCAGAAAGCAGACCUCCAAGAACUCGGCCAAUCGGCGAACUCGAUGGGCCCCCGAGGAUUCACUUCGGGAUGCCGUCAUCGGCUACAUUGGUGACGAUGAAGAAGAUCCCCCUCAGGCUGGACAGGCAGUGCCGCGUCAGAGCCGUGAGAUUCAGCAGCUGAUUAGCGAUGGCGUAGACGUUCCAGUCGCCAAGGACCAGCGGUCCAAGUAUGUUUGGGUCGCUUUGGCCAGAGGGCGAGAGGCUGGCAGCAAAGGUGAUCUGACGAAGGAGGCCGAGCCGGCUCAACGGACGAAGAAGUACACCUGGAAUGCUGAAGAAAUAGUGCCGGUGGACACGAAACUUGCUAGAGACAUCGACCUUCGGUGUGAUCUCUGCGGGUUGGACUGCACAGAGGUGCUCUAUGAAUUCCGCUGCUACCCGCGCAUGCGAGCCAAAGAGCCUCGCCCAGCUGGGGGCAGGCGGCUUCAUCCCUUCGUCAGUUACAUCUCCAAGGAAUGUGGAAAAGGACUCCUAGGCCUUCAGACGGAGGCCUCCAAACUGCGAGAGAGCAUCUACCGCCUAGUCAGCGACGACAACAAUGCGACUGUGGAGACGCUUCAGGAGCUGUGGCGCCAUGCCACGAAAAGUCAGAAGCUGGUUCGGCAGCCGGAUGCUGCAGUCUCUCCUGUUUGGACGGCUGAAGAUCUGGCGGAAGCAGACUUCGAUUGGACCAUAAUCGACGGCAAAGCCAUUGACGGAUUCAUCCCAGCUCAUCCUGGGGGACGUCUUAUUUGGUCGGCUGUGGGCCAGGAUCAGGGUGUCAACCUUUGUGCAUUCUGUCAGACUGUUCUCCAUCUUUUCAUUGACAGACCUUCUAUUGGCUUCCGAUCCGGUGUGUCUUGGAGCCAGUCUCCGAAGCUCGGCAGCAUGCUCUCCACUGCCUUCAGACUGCACCUUGUAGCAGAGCUGAUGCCCAAGGAGAUCUUCACCAUGCUGUCUACUUGCAUGAACGGCGCCUCCCAGGUCGCUGAAGGCUCCUUGCAAGCCUUCGCCCAGUUCCAGUUGCCGCUUCAGGUCCUCGAGCCGCCCGCCAGCAAGGCAAAGCUGUUGGAGCGUUGCAAGGAUGUGGCCUCCUGGUGGGCGGAGGCACCGCAGGGCUUCGCACUAGGCUACGUAACGUCUCGCCGGAGCUCUCAGAAAGGCUCUCCUCAGCCCGGGCUACCAGGGCCCUUCUGGCACGCUUUGGCAGCAUUGCUCCUCAGCAGAGCAGUGGCCAAACUGGUUCUUCUUCCGUUUGCUGAGGUUCAGCACUUCCUGAUGCCGGACGCGCCCGGUCACGAGGACUUCGUGCAGCAGCAGCUUUCAACAACUGCUAACCUUCGCUUCACGAGCGCAGCUGCGCGUCUUUUCGAUUUCCUCAUGUUUCAUGGUGACAGCUUGCAGGUGGAGCACCACCUUUGGCCGGCCAUGAGCUUCGUCCACCUGCAGGAAGCUUCGCGCACCGUGAAGGCAACCUGUCGAGAGUUGGGGUUGCCGUAUACGGAGAUCGGCUACUUCGAAGCCUUUCUCAAGGUCUGGAACCAGGUUCGGGACCACGCGGCCCAGCCCGAGUGA
Symbiodinium sp. CCMP2592 is the source of this 3477-nucleotide messenger RNA. Lineage: Eukaryota; Dinophyceae; Suessiales; Symbiodiniaceae. The record is from the annotation of a GenBank genome assembly.